Messenger RNA from Copidosoma floridanum, 544 nucleotides. It is a transcript of the gene Rpb11, whose product is annotated as DNA-directed RNA polymerase II subunit RPB11. Gene Ontology annotation, biological process: transcription by RNA polymerase II. The record is from RefSeq and is a predicted model, not a curated record. Gene Ontology annotation, cellular component: RNA polymerase II, core complex. NCBI's taxonomy places the organism in Eukaryota, Metazoa, Arthropoda, Insecta, Hymenoptera, Encyrtidae. Gene Ontology annotation, molecular function: protein dimerization activity; DNA binding.
UUUACGUGGACAUACUUCAUUUGAAAAAGUAGCGUUUUUUUUUUAAAUUUCUCACCUUAUAUCCACGUAAUUACGUGGAUUUGGUGCGAAUAGACACAGCGAAAAAUGAAUGCACCGCCAACCUUCGAAUCAUUUUUGUUGUACGAGGGAGAAAAGAAAAUAAUCAAGGAACAAGACACAAAAGUUCCCAAUGCUGCGAUAUUCACGGUCAACAAAGAAGAUCACACCCUUGGAAAUAUGAUCAGAAAUCAACUUUUGAAGGAUCCACAAGUUUUAUUUGCAGGUUAUAAAAUACCUCAUCCUCUGGAGCAUAAAUUUGUCAUCAGAAUUCAGACUACUUCUGAUUAUACCCCACAUGAGGCUUUCAUGCAUGCCAUCACAGAUCUCAUUGCUGAGUUGUCGCUGUUUGAGGAGAGGUUUAAGGAGGCAAUAAAAGAGAAAAAAGAAGGUUUAGAUUAAGAUUAAAUUAUUUUUAAAUUGAUAAUGUAAAUAACAAGAUAAUUAUAAGGAUUAAGUGCUACUCGAAUACAUACAAUUUUCAAAA